Messenger RNA from Cornus florida, 1818 nucleotides. Its product is annotated as pentatricopeptide repeat-containing protein At1g28690, mitochondrial-like. The transcript has a single exon. The record is from RefSeq and is a predicted model, not a curated record. Bases 190 to 1818 code for a protein of 542 amino acids. Gene Ontology annotation, molecular function: protein binding; RNA binding. Gene Ontology annotation, biological process: RNA modification. NCBI's taxonomy places the organism in Eukaryota, Viridiplantae, Streptophyta, Magnoliopsida, Cornales, Cornaceae.
CUUUUGUUCCCACUCAACAAGGCUCAAGACUUGAGAAUAGCACAGUUUUUUUAGUAUUUCGCCAAGGCAAACGAUGUCGUUGUGUAGUCUUCAGGCUGUCGUUCAAUCUCGGUGUUGAUUGCCUUUUUUUGCUCAAUCGACCCGACCUUGCAAGGUCACGAACGGUCACAUUAUCAAUCAAAUGGGAAGAUGAAAAAUGGCAGAUUAUCCAUAAUCAGACAUUCAAUUUUCUCAUCAACGCACAAUCCUAAACCUCUGUUCUACUGCAAUUAUACUUCUCCGCCAGAAGAGUGCAACUCUCUCUCUUACCCAACAAACGCAUCUUCUCUCUCCUCAGCUCUGCAACACUAUAUCAACUCAGACCACCCUUCCCAUGGCCAAAAGAUCCAUGCCCACGUUCUCAAAACUGGGUUCAGACCCAACACCAACAUCUCCAUCAAGCUUCUUAUAUUACACCUCAAAUCUCGUUGUUUGUCAUAUGCGCGCCAAAUGCUCGAUGACUUGCCUCAACCAACCCUGUCCGCUUAUAAUUACAUGAUUUCGGGUUAUAUGAAAAAUGGGAAAGCUGAGGAAUUGUUUAAAUUGGUUAGGAGAUUAAGUUUUUCUAGUGAAAAGCCGGAUGGUUUCACGUUUUCGAUGAUUUUAAAGGCAUCUACUUGUGAUGGUGUUUUAUCAUUGGCAAGUAGUAUAGGAAAGCAGGUUCAUGCCCAGAUAAUGAAAUGUGAUGGCGUGGCUGAUGAUGUACUUUUUACAGCGCUUGUUGACUCGUAUGUGAAAAGUGGGAGGGUUGAUUAUGCAAGGAGGGUGUUUGAAAUGAUGUUGGAAAAGAAUGUGAUUUGUUCGACAUCGUUGAUUUCAGGGUACAUGAAACAAGGAUCUGUGGAAGAUGCAGAGGAUGUAUUCAAGAAAACUUUUGACAAAGAUGUGGUUGUUUUUAAUGCCAUGAUUGAAGGUUAUAGCAAAUCAAUUAAGACUGCUAAGAGGGCGCUUGAGUUUUACAUUGACAUGCAACGGUUGGAUUUUAUGCCCACAAUAUCAACUUUUGCCAGCAUUAUUGGUGCCUGCUCUGUGUUGUCAGCAUUUGAAAUCGGUCAGCAAGUCCAUGGUCAACUUAUGAAGACUGCAUUUUUUAUGGAUAUAAAAAUGGGAAGUGCUCUUGUAGAUAUGUACUCGAAAUGUGGAAAAAUUGAGGAUGCAAGGAGAAUUUUUGAUCAAAUGCCCGAGAAAAAUGCAUUUUCGUGGACUUCAAUGAUCGAUGGAUAUGGAAAAAAUGGAAAUCCAAAUGAAGCCCUUGAGCUCUUUAGCAGAAUGCAGAGAGAUAAUAGCACAGAGCCCAAUUAUGUCACGUUCCUCAGCACAAUCUCAGCUUGUGGGCAUGCUGGGCUAGUUGCUAAAGGCAAGGAGAUAUUUGAUAGCAUGCAGAGGGAUUACUCAAUGAAACCAAAGAUGGAGCAUUAUGCUUGCAUGGUUGAUCUCCUAGGGCGUGCAGGAAGUCUAAAUCAGGCAUUGGAGUUCAUAAUGGGAAUGCCCAAGAAACCGAGUUGUGAUGUUUGGGCGGCUUUGCUCAGUUCUUGUCGAUUGCAUGGUGAUGUAGAGAUGGCAAACAUAGCUGCCAAUGAAAUCUUCAAGUUAAACGCUGAUGGCCGGCCCGGGGCAUAUGUUGCAUUAUCCAAUACUUUGGCAGCUGCCGAGAGAUGGGACUGCGUAAAUGAAGUGAGGAAGUCAAUGAAGGUAAGAGGGAUAUCUAAAGAUACUGGCUUCAGUUGGGUUGGGACUGAUGGUGGUUUAAAAGGUUUUCAUGCUGGACAAAAGAUCUGA